Molecule: messenger RNA, 5714 nt
Organism: Panicum virgatum (switchgrass)
Lineage: Eukaryota; Viridiplantae; Streptophyta; Magnoliopsida; Poales; Poaceae
Product: protein CHUP1, chloroplastic-like
Exons: 4
Coding region: 1128-2504 (458 amino acids)
Biological process (GO): chloroplast organization
Cellular component (GO): chloroplast outer membrane
Source: RefSeq, a predicted model, not a curated record
CCUUCUUGCCCACGCGGGCCGCCACUGUGCCAGCGUCGCCGCAUCUCGUCGCCGCAAAGCCCGCCUCCCUGGUCACGCUGCCCACCUGCGAGGCCGCCUCCCUGGCCGCGCGGGCCGCCACUAUGGCAGCACCGCCGGAUCCAGUUGCCGCGCCGCCCGCCUUCAUGCCCGCGCCGCGCCGCCGCUAGGGUUCGGCGGCCUCCCAGAGCGCGAGGGAGACGAGACGAGACGAAGGGGCCUCCCCGGUGAAAAACUGAGCAGUCUAAUUUUUCCUCAAAGGCAUUUUGGUCUUUUCUCGUUACCUGGCCCACAUGUCUAACUAUAGAAGCUAAUAGAAGUGACAGGAGUGUCAAAUAGGUCAACAAAAUUUUGACUCGGGGACAUAUAGGUAAGAUCUGAAGUUUCGGUGCCAAAUUAGCAAACCUCAUUUUUUUCAUUGUCAAAUAGUCAAAUUUCUCUUCAAACUUUGGCUAUAGUUGAGGGGAGUAAUUUAGAUUUUUUUUUCCUACUGAUGAUAUAACAUUCUUAUGUGACUAAAUUGACCGAGAUGAAAUACUCAUGGAAUGUUGUGAACUCAAGUCGAAUUUGGGUAGUCUGGCACAAAUCAGCAAGGAUUUGGGAAGAGGAGGAAGUUGCACCAUAUUGUUAGAGAUGACGUUGUAGAUGAAUCAACUAUUUUAUUUUAGUAACCAAACAAAAAGAAGUGGUAAGUUGAUGAACUACCCAAUUCUUCGUAUAAAAACCCCACAAUGUCCGUUGUCCUUUUCAAAGAGAACACUGUAUUCACUACUCUCAAAAGGAGGGAAAAUGUUUCUUGAAUUCUAUCAUUUUCAUCGGAGCAAUUUCAUGGAACCGUCUUCCAAGCCAUUAUUUGUUUCCUUAGCGAGCAAGUACCUCAUACUAUUUCUUAUAUUUUCCUACUCCGGAACAUAUAUCAACGAAAUCAAGUGGCUCCAGGUAGAGUUGAGCAUUUUAUAUUUUUAUUAUGGCACGAAGUCAAAGCUAUCCCGCGUCUUGACAGUUGACCAUCAUGGCAAACUAGGCAAGAGCAUGGUGGCCCGGAUCCGGGGAAAUAAUCGAAACCAGUUGGGCGCCGGAAGCACCGAGGUCCGUGGAGCAAGUUCGCCAUGAGCAAGCUGGCACGGUCGGAUUUGGAGAAGAGAGCUACGAGGACCCCGAAGCCGCCGCCCAGGCGAUCCAAGUCGAUCGGGCCUUCGGCGCCUAGCAACAGCCCGUUGGCCGGUCUACCACGCCCGCCUGGUCCAUCCGCUCCUGGCGGUCCGCCACGUCCGCCAGCUGGUCCGCCGCCGCCUGGUGGUGCUCCUCCGCCACGCCUGCCGGGAGGCGCUGGGCCGCCGCCGCCGCCGGGUCCUGCCAGCAAGGGCCGUGCGCCCGCGGGCGGCAGGAUACGCCGGGCGCCCGAGAUCGUGGAGCUCUACCAGGCGCUGAUGAGGCGCUGGGAGGCGAGCAGGCGGACGGGCUCCCGAGGUCCAAAGGCGCCGGCCGGCGGGUCGAGGGCCGCGAGGAGCGACCUGAUCGGGGAGAUCACCAAGAACUCCCCCCAUCUCGUGGCCGUGCAAGCUGACGUCGACACCCAGGGGGACUUCGUCCGGACCUUGGCCGCCGAGGUCCGGGACGCGACCUUCGCCAGCAUCGACGACGUCGUCGCGUUCGUGGCCUGGCUUGACGAAGAGCUCUCCUUCCUGGUGAGCACCAAUCCGCUUGUUACUCUUACUCUACCGUGUUCAUGGCAUCGACUUUUUGUUGGAGCACGGAUGAAAUGCUUCCAUCCUCAGGUCGACGAGCAGGCUGUUCAGAAGCACUUCGACUGGCCGGAGAAACGAGCGGAUGCGCUACGGGACGCGGCGGCCAGGUACCAGGGGCUACUGCAGCUGGAGAAGCAGAUCUCGUCGUUCGUCGAUGAUGGCGCGCUCCACCGCGACGCGGGCCUCGGCAAGAUGUUCUCCCUCUUCGAGAAAACAGAGAAGAGCGUGUACAGGUUCAUGCAGGAACGCGACGCUGCUGAUGCCAAGGCCAAUCUGGUCUCGCGGUACAAGGAGCAAGACAUCCCGGUAGGCUGGAUGUCAGACACGGGUGUAAUCGUCAAGGUGCGCGCCGGGAACACAGUGCAAGCUCUCAAGUCUCAUCUGAGAUGCUCCAUGGUAGUGUCUCUGUCUCUGCUGCUGCAUCUGCAUCUCGGUUUCAAUUCUCGCCCAGUGCGCCUCUAUGUGACUAUGUGGCAGAUCAAGCUGGCAUGCAUCAACCUUGCGAAGCAGUACAUGAUGAGGGUGGUGUCCGAGAUUGACGGUCUGGGAAGCAAAAACGAUGAGCAGAAGAAGGAAACCGGGCUUUUCAAGCGUCUGAAAGAGCAGAACAGGGAGGUCUUGCUCCAUCAGGGUGUCAGGUUCGCCUUCCGGGUUCAUCAGUUUGCAGGAGGGUUCACUACUGAUAGCUUGGAUACUUUUGGUGAGCUAAGAAGACGACACACGGAUGGAACAAACUAAUAACCUGUAACUUACUGGAGUUUUAGUUUAAAAUCUGUACAUUACCAGAUUCUGAUAGGCUUGCACGACGCCGGUCCAGGGGUUGACCCAGGACGCCAUGGGCGCGCCACGGGGCGCACUGGAGGUGGCGCCCGACGUCUGGCCAGUAGAGGAGGAGCCAGUACGAGAGUACUGCUUCUUGCGCUUGCGUGGCCGAUCGUUCCCGCCGCUGGUGGGGUUGGAGGUUGGAGACGCGGUAGAAGAACCAGAGCCGGUGGCAGGAGCAGUGGAAGACGACCUGGCAGAUCGGGACGCGGCGAGGAGUGCGGUGGACGUCGCCCGCUGCGUCCGAUCUGCGGCCCAGAUCUCUUCUUGGAGGAGGAAGGAGCGCGCCUGAAGGAACGUCAUGGGCGGGCGUGAUGCCGAGAUCGGUUCGUGCAGCGCUCCGUGACCCAGCCUGGUUCGCGGCGAUGCAGGACGAGUUCCAGGCACUCCAGGACAACGGCACUUGGGAGCUUGUACCGCGACCCCCUGGCGCUCAUGUCAUCACUGGGAAAUGGAUCUUCAAAAACAAAUUUCAUGCUGAUGGCAGAUUGGAACGCAGGAAAGCACGUUGGGUCGUGCGUGGCUUCUCGCAGCGCCCUGGCUUGGACUUCGACCAAACCUUCUCCCAGGUGGUCAAGCCUGCCACCAUUCGGACAGUGCGGCACCUCGCUGCGGCACGCGACUGGCCGGUCCAUCAACUUGAUGUCAAGAAUGCGUUCCUCCAUGGUCAUCUGACGGAGCAGGUGUUCUGCCAACAACCGGCGGGUUUCGUCGACGCCGCGCAGCCGGACGCCAUAUGGCUUCUCCGGAAGUCGCUCUGCGGCCUGAAACAAGCACCUCGCGCUUGGUUUCAGCGAUUCGCCACCCAUCUGCAGCAGCUAGGCUUCGUCCCCGCCAAGUCCGACAGCUCCCUCUUCGUUCUUCAUCGUGGCGACGAAGAGGCUCAUUUGUUGCUGUACGUCGACGACAUUGUCCUUGCUACCUCGACGACGGAGCUACUUCACCGGAUCAUCGAUCAACUCCGUCUUGAGUUUGACAUGAAAGAUCUUGGACCCGUCCACUUCUUUCUCAGCAUCCAAGUACGGCGCAUGGUGAUUGGCUUCUUCCUAUCCUAGGCACAAUAUGCUGAAGACGUCCUUGACCGAGCCGGCAUGGCGAACUACACACCGGCUUCCACGCCAGUUGAUGUCAAGGGCAAGCUCUCCUCCAGCACAGGCACACCAGUGCCUGAUCCGACGUUCUACCGCAGCAUCGUCGGCGCGCUCUAGUAUCUCACCCUCACGCGCCCAGACCUCACCUACGCCGUGCAGCAAGCAUGUCUCCACAUGCAUGAUCACGGCGAGGUGGUGGAGCGCAGGGGGUAGAGGUCACCGGAGCUCUCACUGCGGAGGAGAACUGCCUUGCUGUGAAGAUCCUUAAUUGAGAAACCAAGGGGGUCAAAUUCAACAGAGACAUAAUUAUUUGCGGUAAGCCGACAGACAAACGAUAUUAUGUUUGAGGGAGAGAGAGACAAGAACGUCACGUAGGAGAAGAGUGGAAGGAGAGGAGGUCGUGGGAAUGGAGCCGUGUCCGGUGCACUGCACGGGCAAAGAAGCCCCAUUGUCAACGACGAUCCGAGAAGAAGAUGGGGAUAGGGAAGAAAGCAUACCGGAAUUGCCCGCCAUGUGCGACGAUGCACUGGUGUCAAACACCCAGUCGGUGGCGUUUGGCGGGGAUGGCUGGAGCAAGAGGCCGGUGAGAGCCUGGUAGAGCGCGGGCGGCAACGUGCCUGCCGGAGCAUGUUGAGCAGUCAUGGACUGCUGUGGUGCAGCACCGGGGUGGGCACCGAGAACACCGGCGCCAGGAGGUAUUGAAGGGAGCUGCGCAAGGGGCCAGGCUUGCACGACGCCAGUUCAGGGGUUGACCUAGGACGCCAUGGGUGUGCCGCGAGGCGCACUGGAGGUGGCGCCCGACGUCUAGCCAGUAGAGGAGGAGCCAGUACGAGAGUACUGCUUCUUGCACUUGCGUGGCCGAUCGUUCCCGCCGCUGGUGGGGUUGGAGGUUGGAGGCGCGGUAGAAGAACCAGAGCCGGCAGCAGGAGCAGUGGAAGACGACCCGGCAGAUCGGGACACGGCGAGGAGUGCGGUGGACGUCGCCCGCUGCGCCCGAUUUGCAGCCUAGAUCUCUUCUUGGAGUAGGAAGGAGCGCGCCUGAAGGAACGUCGUGGGCGGGCGUGAUGCCGAGAUCGUCGGGAUGCAGUUGGCGAACUUGUCGUUCAGGCCGCUCAGGAGGUUGAUGACGAGGUCCUAGUUGGUGAGUGGCGCGCCGACGACGCGCAGCUUGUCCGCGAUGUCCUUGAGGUGCCCGCAGUACUUGGUCACCGUCAGAUCGCCCUGGCAGAGGACGUGGAGUUGCUGGCGUAGCUAGACGGUGCGCUGCACGAUGUUGUCGAGGAACUGCGAUCCAAUGGUCGUCCAGGCAGUGUAGGCGUCGUCGUGCGGCUGGACGACAGCCGAGAGUAGUUCGGAGGAGAGCGUGGUGUAGAGCCAAGAGACGAUGUAGGAGUCCACCUGUGUCCAUUCGGUGUCGAGGAGCAUGGCGUGGGAGUCCACCGAGCCGUCGACGUGAUCCUCGAUGCCGAACUUGCGGAACACGAUGUUGAAGAAUGUGCACCAAAUGGUGAAGUUCGAGUCGCCGACGCCGAGGGUGACCGGGACGUGAGACUUGAUGUUGAUGAGUUGUGCUGUCGCCGCCGAGAUGGCCACAGGAGGUGCGGCAAAGGGGUUGCCGCCGUCGUUAGAGGACCCAAAGCUCGACACCAUGGCGGAGAGGAGAAGCAGCAGAGGAGAAAGAGCGGAAGCGGUUUAGGAUCUGAUGGCGAAUGGUACCAUGAAUGAGAGUAGAGGGCAACACACACUGUAUUGAUCUUAUGAACCGUGUACAUAUACAAGCCGAUGCCCACUCGUGAUGCCAACGAUCACCGAGAAUAACGGAUCGUGGCGAGCGCCGGGGGCUGAGCCAGAAGACUCGGAAGCUAGCAACUAACUUAGACUAGCCGGUACAACACAAUGUGAUUAGCCACUUUGACAGCAAACAUUGUAAAUAUCCAGCACUUUGAAGUCGCGUGUGUGUGUGUGUGUUUUUUUAUAUCCUUUGAAGUCGUGUGUUACCAAAGAAGAACAGGGUAAUUCCACACCCUGCUUUUUA